UCCGUGAGCCUAGCUGCGCCAAUCGUACUAUCCACUCCAUGGUAUAUAGCGGUCCUGCAAGCGCUUACAAAAUGGGUCGAUCUACUGCUCGCACUCCAAGACCCAAUUCAGUAGUGUGCGGAUUCAGUAUACCAGGGCCAACUAUCCAUCUUUUUCUUCAGCACUUUAGGAUAUCAUUUCUCUGCUGUCACCUCCUCUUUUUUUUGGAUGACAGCAAGGUGUAAAGAAAGGUAUAGCAAAUAUAACGGCCCACAAGCGUUCGUUGAUCUAGGAUGUGGCGUGAUUGAAGACCUAGAGUAGAGAGUGCAUGUGGCAUUUAUUUUUCACCGCAC
Messenger RNA from Gamsiella multidivaricata, 332 nucleotides. RefSeq lists its product as uncharacterized. Lineage: Eukaryota; Fungi; Mortierellomycota; Mortierellomycetes; Mortierellales; Mortierellaceae. The transcript has a single exon. The record is from RefSeq and is a predicted model, not a curated record. Bases 39 to 224 code for a protein of 61 amino acids.